Pochonia chlamydosporia 170 is the source of this 2322-nucleotide messenger RNA. Its product is annotated as 3-phosphoinositide-dependent protein kinase 1. Gene Ontology annotation, molecular function: protein serine/threonine kinase activity; ATP binding. The record is from RefSeq and is a predicted model, not a curated record. The coding region runs from base 1 to 2322 and encodes 773 amino acids. NCBI's taxonomy places the organism in Eukaryota, Fungi, Ascomycota, Sordariomycetes, Hypocreales, Clavicipitaceae. The transcript has 2 exons. Gene Ontology annotation, biological process: peptidyl-serine phosphorylation; intracellular signal transduction.
AUGAAUGGGGACAUAAGCCUCUCUCGGGCACUUGGCGGACUCCGAAUAGCUAACCCCGAUGAGGCCGGUAAUGGUAUUCGCCCUGACUCUUCCGCAAAUGCUCAUGAUCCCGACUCCAAAUCUACAACCACAGCUCGCGACAACAUUGACAAUGAUGCAGUAAACACCACUGCGGAAGAGCGAAGCUACGCCAAGUACAAAGAAACGGCCAUCGAUGCUGGCAGAUCAAACUCCAGCACAGCCACUCCAUUGCCUGUCACGAACAGCCGCGAUGCCGCUUCAACUCGAGAUAAGAUUGUUCUCGAUGGCCAACGGUUCCCCAAUCCGACACAUCAAGAAUCCCCAGCAGUUGCAUUCAAUACCGGAAUCCCAGCUCGUGAAAGCUCUAUGGCAUCCGCAAAUCGCUUUUCCACGUCACCUGGCAGAAGUUUGGGCCGAGUAACGACUGACGAGCUACCCAUAAAUCAGUCCAGCGAAGACUGGAAAGAUCGGGGUGCAGCUGUUGGCCUUCGCCGCGAAAUCGACAGUUCCGGCCGCAUGGUAGUUCGGCAGAUCAAAAAGGGUGUCCGUGACUUCUCCUUCGGUCGCAUCUUGGGAGAAGGCUCCUACAGCACGGUCUACCUUGCCACCGAUCGGCAGACCCUGAAGGAGUACGCAAUCAAAGUCCUUGAGAAAAGACAUAUAAUCAAGGAGAAGAAGAUCAAAUACGUGAAUAUUGAGAAAAAUACGCUCAAUCGCCUCACAGAACAUCCUGGAAUUGUACGACUCUAUUACACAUUCCAAGAUGAAGCGUCUUUAUACUAUGUGCUUGAUCUGUGCAACGGUGGAGAACUAUUAGGGGUUUUAAAGAAAACCGGAACCUUCGACGUGGAUUGCGUCAGGUUUUAUGGUGCGCAGAUACUGGAUGCAAUCGACUACAUGCAUUCUCGGGGGGUUAUUCAUCGUGAUUUGAAACCUGAGAACGUUUUGCUGGACGACCAAAUGCAUGUUAAGAUAACCGACUUUGGGACCGCGAAACUUCUCGGCGAUCCUCGUGAAAGUACAGCAGCAAACUCAAUUGACCGUGGCGGCGCAGUCAGUCGAUCACAACGGGGUAUUGAAGAGGACAGUCGUGCGGCGUCGUUUGUGGGCACAGCAGAGUAUGUUAGUCCUGAGCUUCUUACUCAUAAAAGCGCAGGCAAGGCUAGCGACCUCUGGGCUUUUGGGUGCAUCAUAUAUCAAUUAUUUGCCGGACGUCCACCGUUCAAAGCGGGGAGCGAGUAUCUCACCUUCCAGAAGAUCGUAAACCUCGAAUACGACUUUCCUGCUGGAUUUCCACCUCCCGCGCGCGAUCUUAUUGAGAGGUGUUUGGUCCUGGAUCCUGCAAGAAGGCUUACAAUUGAGCAUAUAAAGAAUCAUGAGUUUUUCGAUGGACAGCAAUUUGGGAAAGGCUUAUGGCGAGCGAAGGCACCAAGACUACGACCAUAUAUACCUCCUGCGCAGGAGCCUAAUAUCAUCCAAUUGAACGGAUUCCCUUCUAGCGCCGGGAAGUCAAACAACAAUAACCAAACCCCUAGACCUACGCCACAGCCACAAACUGCCACUAAUGUCGGAAGCAGCCGGCCGGUGAGAAUCAUUACAGAGCUUCCUCCGCCUACACAACUAGACAUUGAGUGGUCACCAGUGUUGACAAAGAACAAUGAACGAAUAUUGAGGCUGGGAGAUCUAAUGGUGGUUUCCACCCCUCUGCCAAACAGCAUUCAUCGAAAAGGAUCUGACGAAGGCCAUAAAAAACUAUCUCGUUUCUUCGGGGGUAGUACAACCAAGAAGAGGCAGCGCUUGGUGAUGGUGACCUCAAGCGGCCGUAUUGUGCUUGCUCCGGCGGGAGGGGAGGAAAAGAGGGCAAAGCAAGAGCUAUCACUUCUAACCUCAGAUGCGACUUGGAGAACACAACUGGAUGCCAAGGGGCAGCUCAUAUGGUGUGUUGAUACGGCCGGUUACCAUUACACAUUUGAAGAGACCAAGCUUUCUGUGAAUAGUGAUGAGGAGCGACCCUCAGCGGACGAGUGGGUUGAAUGCCUUGAGAAGGCAAGGGAUAUGGCCUUGUCUCAAGGUGCGAACCCUCCAAGCAACGAUGGGCCAUUCGCAGAUAUAUCUUCUGCAGUGUCGAGUCCAGCCAGUACCUUGGGCAGUAGAGCUCAGUAUCAGGAAGGCAAUAGUCCUCACGAUCGAAAUGGACGCAAUCAUUUGAGCAAAAACCAACCUGGGCACGAUGAUUUGACGUCAAAACGGAAUCGAUUCAGCAAACGACACUCGCGGAACGGCUUAGGAUCCGCUUUUUAG